Molecule: messenger RNA, 1595 nt
Organism: Cinara cedri
Lineage: Eukaryota; Metazoa; Arthropoda; Insecta; Hemiptera; Aphididae
Source: the annotation of a GenBank genome assembly
AUGCGUCCGUGUAUUUCGUUGGUGAUUUUUGUUUCAUUUCUCGCUCGGGUGGCCGCCACCGACACACCUUCUUCUGCCGAUUCAUCUUACGAGGUAUUAAUAUUAUUUUUAUUAUUAUUUUUGUAUAAAAAGAACGCAUACGGCGCGUAAUAUACCGACAAUAACGUUUAAGACCUUUAGAAACAUCGCCAUAUUAUAAUAAUGAUAUCCGUGCCCACAUUAUUAUAUGACGAUUUUCGAUAUAACGUCAUAACGAGGGUCCCUAUACAAUACAAUAAUAUUAUAUACAUUGUCGACGUCUUUUGUCGACGAGCCCGUACGCGGGUAUUGAAUUUCAAUAAUAAAUCCUGUGGUAACAUAAAGUUUAAAACGUGCUCGUACGCCGCGAUCGAAACCUAGAUGGGGGUAGAUUCUGUAGCACCGAUAAACUAUUAUAGUUUUACAGUUUUCGAAAAAGAAAGGGGACCACUUGGCCGUGUCAUAUAAAAUAAUAUUAUAUCGAUUUCAGGUGUUCGCGUCCGGAGCAGCACGGAAAUAUGCCGUGCAAAAUAUAAUUACGACGGCCGGCCGACGAAUAUUUACUGAAAGAACGGCGAUUCCGAUUACAUCGCGAGAAAUAUUCCGAGGGAAUUUGACGCUCGUCGGCACUUUGUCAAAUGCGCGAAUGUAAUCGGUGAAGUCAACAACCAAAGAACGACAGCGUCUAGUUGGGUAAACGCGAAUGCGCUAAAGAUUUUACUUAAUGCAAUUUAAUUGACGCGAUAUUAUUAUUCGGUUGUUCGAAAAUAAUUUUUUGAUAAUCCUCGCGACGCACGUUCCUAUAAUUAUUGUGAUAAUAUGACGUCUUGUAUACUUGACGGAGAACAGUAUAAAUGCAUACAGUUAUACGUGUACCUAUGUAUAUUCAUAUUGUUUAGCCCAUGGCAGUGGCUUCAGCUUUUACGGACCGCUUUUGCAUAGCGACCGACGGAAAUUUCACUGAAAACCUUUGCGCCCAAUAUUUAAUGGCUUUUGGGCUCCAAUUUAAUAAAAUAAUUAAAAUUAAAAUAAGGCCAAUAAAAAAUGUUCGAUACAAUUUUUUUCGGAGCUCUAUAAUAAUUCGGGAAAUGUCUAUCCGAAACGUAUACGGACGGAAUUAAUUUCUUCAGGCCGUAAUCGCCCGGAAAAAAAACUCCAAAAUCAAUUUUGUCCGAAACGUAUAAUUACAAAAUCAGUAACAGUAAUAGCGAAUGUAAAUUCCGGCUCAUUUAUUUUCCGGAUGAAUACGGGUUCCUUUUUGUUCAUGUAUUCCUAAUUGUAACAUUAUAGCUUCAACCGUCUAUAUGACUUCGUGGACGGACGCCACACAAAUCCAACAGGAAAUCAUGACUUACGGUCCCGUGACUGCGUUGAUGUACGUUUACGACAAUCUUGCGAGCUAAAAAGGAGGUAAACAUACUCAUUACACAUGAUAAUAUUACUAUCGGUGACGUUAACGAUGACAGGGCUACAUAAUAUUAUAAACACGUGGUUGUUCGAACAGGCAUUUACAAGGACACUGUCGGCGAUCUAGUGGGACACCAGUAUGUCAAACUUAUCGGAUGGUGUAUCGAUGA